Microplitis mediator is the source of this 810-nucleotide messenger RNA. RefSeq lists its product as uncharacterized. Lineage: Eukaryota; Metazoa; Arthropoda; Insecta; Hymenoptera; Braconidae. The transcript has a single exon. The record is from RefSeq and is a predicted model, not a curated record. The coding region runs from base 1 to 810 and encodes 269 amino acids.
AUGGAACCAAUACUCAAAGUAGUGUUUUUUGCACUUUUAAUAAAUGGAGUGGAUUCGUUAUAUAUCGUCGAAAAACCAGCUGAUGAACCAGCGAUUCAAGAGAACCCAGCCCUGGAUAAUUCAAGUCCUCCAUCAAAAAUGAGGUUCAAUAAAAACGAAUCCGCGAUGAUUUUCGCACUCGCUUCUAUGGAACAAAGUGGCGCGAAAUUACCUGCUGACGCUUACGAUCGAUCGCUCGCGAAUAUUUCACCGGAUGAUUUUUGGCGGUCAUCUCAAGACGACACGGUUUCAUAUUUGCUGGCAUCAGAGUCCCAGGAAAACGACCAACAACCUACAAGAUUGAGCCACAUGUGGUUCAAUGUGGAAAAAAUGGACGAGCGUUUAAUUUCUGGAGAACUGAGACUCUACCGGGAAUGCGCGGGCUUAUCAAAAUUCUUUAGCCGGCCGUACAAUGUCACUGUUUAUCGAAUUGCUCCGAAGGAAACAUACGACGCGUGGGUGUACGUUAACUCAGUGAUGAUGCCGGCUUGCAAGACCGGAUGGUUUAUUGUAAAUAUCUCCGAGGCUGUGAAAUUCUGGAUGCAAUUUGGCGAAAAUUAUGGGAUCGAACUUGUGACAUAUUCUGGGGAUGACCGUCGCGGGAGAUUUAAACCAGAGGACACGGGAAUUGUUGAUUUUAAUGGCCCUCCUCAAAGACACCCUUUUUUGGUAAAUUACUUUAACAACAGUGGCGAUGAUAGUUUAUUUGGGCAACAGUUUAUUAAACUGAUGCAGAAGAGCGCAAAAGAAUUCCGACCGUCGGAGGAUUAG